AUGAAGUUAUUGUUACAGCACAUGGUGCUCUCAGCCAUACUCUUGGUGGGCAAUACUGUGUCUGAAAUGGACGAAGAAUUCGACGAUGAGCAGCUGGACGAUGAUAUUCUCACAGAGCUUUACAAAUUCGGCGACAGACUCUUCCGGGAGCCGGAUAAAAAAGCAGGUGAACGUCUCCAACAGUGGGAUGCUUCGAGUAGAGUUAACCCUGAGGAAGUGGGAACCUACGCUGAGGGCGAUAUCCUUCAUCCUCGCCAAGAUGGCCGGAAUGGACUCCGCGCAGUGACGUCACGAUGGCCUAAUGGAGUAAUCCCUUACGAAAUCAACCCUUAUUUCAGACAGACUGACAGAGCUAUGAUACAGAGUGCAAUGUCUGAUUAUGAGCGGCUGACCUGUUUAAAAUGGGUGCCCCGCUCGAGCUAUGACACUGAUUAUGUUUAUUUCACUAAUGGAAACACCGGGUGCUGGUCAUCUGUCGGUCGAAUUGGAGGACGGCAAGAGGUCAACUUGCAGAGCCCUGGAUGCCUUACAACUCGAGGCACAGUCAUGCAUGAGAUGAUGCAUGCGGCAGGGUUCAUGCAUGAGCAAAACAGGCCUGAAAGAGACAAAUUCGUCCUCAUAAGAUACGAGAACAUCGAAACAGGACGAGAAAACAACUUCGAUAAAGCCUCUACAUCGGCUGUUGACUCGCUUGGCGUAGGUUACGACUACCAGAGUGUCAUGCAUUAUUCGGCAAACGCUUUUUCACGGAACGGACAACCAACUAUUCAGUCUAGAACCCCGGGUGUCCAGAUGGGUCAACGAGAAGGCUUAAGCGACAGAGAUAUUAAGAAAAUAAGGAAAAUGUAUGGAUGUGACGACAACAGUGGCGGAGGUGGAGGCGGAGGUGGAGGCGGAGGCGGUUCUGGCGGAAGUGGAGGUGGAAAUGGCGGCCCGAAACCUACGAAAAAACCAAAAAAGAAAAAACCUAAGAAGAAGAAGCCCCAUUCGGAGGAAGUACUUUGAAUCUCCAACGUUUGAAAAUGACUGUCCUAUUGUACCCUUUAGUUUAAGACUGCUAGAGUUUUAUAGUAUCUUUUUUCUUUCCAACCAACCGUUUCUCGCGUCGAGAUUUAAACAUCAGAAUUCACAAUACGUCUAUGUUUUUUUCCUGUUUAUUUUCUUUUUCGAUUUUGUAGUCUUUAUUUUCCAAUCGAAGAUCGUUGGUAAUUGAACCAGUGAGAACGAAAACAAACCAACUCGGUAACUCAAAAAUGCUCAAUACUCAUCAAAGAGAGUCAGUUUUCAUAAAGGUAAGUGAAGUUAACGCAUCUGUUCCAACUUGGACCUUUAAAGUGUCCCUCAGUACUUGUCUUUCGGCACCGAAAAUCUCUUUCUUGCACUAACUUCUUCAACUACUGAGCAAUUUUGCGUGCGUCUUGAUUAUUUUCAUUUUUUCGAGUUGGUGUGUUUUCGUUCCAACUAAUUCAAUUAUGGACCCGGUCAAGAUCAUUACCCCUCUCUGCUUUCUUUGAUCUGACCCGAUGGCUACGCAAAUGCUACUACGCUGGUUUUAGGCAUAUGUUCGUGCCUACAUAAAAAAGUACUCAUCGUGCGUUAUUCAUGCACUUCCCGCUUUCAGCUCAAUAUUUUAAAUAAUUUUAAUAAUUUUCUAGAGAAUUUGUAAUCGGUUUUUGUUUUCUGAGUGCGAUCUCUUGGCACUUGGAAAUUUUAAAAAUAUUUUCAUGGGCAGCAAAGAGCUCGUGUGCCCAACAAAUUAAUGGAAUUCAACCAAAAGGAAUCUAGUCACGCUAUAACUUAUGACAGAAAAAGGGGUGUAACGUUUUUUUCCUCCAUAAAUAAGGGUAAAAACUUAAUUUUAGGUGCAUAUUUUAAAUACUGCAAACCAUUCCGGGGCUUUAAUUUCAAAGCAAGAGAAUGUAAUGUACUAUUUCAACAAUCAUAACUUACUGAAUUAAUCAUAACUUGUUUUUAUUAGGAGCACGUGUUGGUCCUUUUCUGUUGUAGUCAGUCCAAAAACGUCGCGCAGAAGAUGAUUCCACUUUUUCGUAGCACAUUUUGCGUUCGCAGGAAUUGAAGGAGUUUUUAGCGUGGGUGGGUACUUCCAUAGCAUAGGCCUUGUGUUUGUUUUAUUGGAGGAUAUACAUAAUUAUACUCAUGUUUCUGUAGCAAUUUUUCACUUAUAUGAAUGUGUAAAUUUAUCCAUCACAGUAUCACUGUCAGAUAUUUUUCUCAUUAAAAUUUUUAUACAUAUAGUAGUAC
Bemisia tabaci is the source of this 2262-nucleotide messenger RNA. Its product is annotated as zinc metalloproteinase nas-1. Gene Ontology annotation, molecular function: metalloendopeptidase activity; zinc ion binding. The record is from RefSeq and is a predicted model, not a curated record. NCBI's taxonomy places the organism in Eukaryota, Metazoa, Arthropoda, Insecta, Hemiptera, Aleyrodidae. Gene Ontology annotation, biological process: proteolysis.